This is a messenger RNA of Pyricularia grisea, 399 nucleotides long. RefSeq lists its product as uncharacterized. Gene Ontology annotation, biological process: fungal-type cell wall organization. Gene Ontology annotation, cellular component: fungal-type cell wall. The transcript has 2 exons. Gene Ontology annotation, molecular function: structural constituent of cell wall. Bases 1 to 399 code for a protein of 132 amino acids. Lineage: Eukaryota; Fungi; Ascomycota; Sordariomycetes; Magnaporthales; Pyriculariaceae. The record is from RefSeq and is a predicted model, not a curated record.
AUGCACUUCAUCGUAUCCUUGGCCCUUUUCACCACGGCUGCCUUCGCCCAGACUGGCAUCGUGGGUGGUGCUAGGAACCUCACGACCGUCACGCAGGUCGUCGACGAGAUCGUCACUUACUGCCCGGCCCCGACGGUGAUUACUAUCAACGAUGAGUGCUAUACCGUCACCGAGCCCACCACUCUGACCAUUACCAACUGCCCUUGCACCAUUACAACUACCGUCCCUGCUGGUCCUACCCACCCCGUCGUUCCCGUACCUGACGCAACUGGCGGCUACGUCCACCCCCCGACGCCCGAGUACACCCACACCGCCGCCGCCGGCCUCAACGCCGAGGCCGGUCGUAGCAUCUUUGGCCUGGCCGUCGCUGCUGUUGGUCUGGCUGCUAUUGUCCUGUAA